AUGGGCCCCUGUACCGCCUCCUCAUGCUGCUGCCAGGCCCGUAAUCUGCCAUGGGCCCCCGUUCCAACUCCUCAUGCUGCUGCCAGGCCCGUAAUCUGUCAUGGGCCCCUGUACCGCCUCCUCAUGCUGCUGCCAGGUCCAGAGUGUGUCAUGGGUCCCUGUACGGCCUCCCAUUGCUGCUGUCUCCAUCGCCACACUCUGCCAUGUGCCACUUUCAGGUCUCCUCACACUGCUGGUGGUUUCCAUUUUUGUCAUAGGGUGCUGUAUGGCCUCCCAUUGCUGCUGCCUCCACCGCCACACUGUGGCUCCACACUCUGGUUUUGGCCCCGUGACUGCCCAAAUGAGUGAAGUGUGCGGUGAUUCUAAGAUCGACGGCACUCAUCUGCAUGUCAUACUGACUGACAGUAUUAUUUCUCUUCCCCAGCAGACUCCAAGGGCAUUUAAAUUAAAGGUACAGUGUUCUGCACUAAUA
Molecule: messenger RNA, 472 nt
Organism: Staurois parvus
Lineage: Eukaryota; Metazoa; Chordata; Amphibia; Anura; Ranidae
Source: the annotation of a GenBank genome assembly